AUGUCCAUCUCCCUCAUGCCUCCUCCCCCAAGGAUACCGUCUCCUCAGCUCGUCCCUGCCUCUCUCCCGUCCCCGCCACCAUUCCCCAGGCGCAUCUCUUCCCGCUCCCGCCUCCAUCUACCACUCCACCCCGACCAGCCUCCCAUCCCUCCCCGCCUAGUCGGCUCUCCGCUCCUCGACAAACUCGUGCAUUCCGAUCCCGCGACCCUCACCCCCAAGAUCCAAAAACAACUCUGGUUCGAUGGAGACGAGUUUGGCACGCGUAGGACGACGCCCACCCAGACCGAUGGUACAGACGGAUUUCCUUUUAUCCAACCCUCCCCGCCGAGUACCCCUCGGAGCGCUUCACACAGGCGGGUCCACCGUCGCACCUCCUCCACCUCGCUAGCGGCCCGCGCGCGCUCACGCUCUCCCCCUCCACCACAACAAGUGACCGCGUCGAUCCCUCCAGUCCCUCCCAUCCCCUCUUCCAUCUUUGACAACUCCAGCGUGAAGCGACCCGUCCUGCGCACGCCCCCUCCAACGCCUUACGGCGCACCCCCGGCGCAGAUCUCCAUUCCCGAUCCUGCCGUCAGCGCCAGCCCUCCCUCCCCUAACGGCCUGCCCUCACCAGCGUUCCGUCAGCAUUCACCCCGUUCUCGCGCUAGCGCGAGUCCAAGGCGCCGGGGGGCGCGCUCUCGCCCCCCGCUGGACGCUUUCGUCGUCAGCGCCAUCAUCAUGUCCCCCGCCCAAUGA
Messenger RNA from Dichomitus squalens LYAD-421 SS1, 735 nucleotides. RefSeq lists its product as uncharacterized. Lineage: Eukaryota; Fungi; Basidiomycota; Agaricomycetes; Polyporales; Polyporaceae. Bases 1 to 735 code for a protein of 244 amino acids. The transcript is spliced from 2 exons. The record is from RefSeq and is a predicted model, not a curated record.